AAAAAAGUUUAAUGACUGCAGUGGAAACACUGCACUACUUUUUUAUUUCUUCCAAAACCAAGCAUUUGCUUGGGAACAGCAGAGAAUCCCUUCCUGGAUCAAGAGCCUUGCUGGCUAAUAUUCGUUUUGUGCAUGUAGGUCAGUAGCGAUUUUUGAGAUACUUGUAGUGUUUAAGUCAGAAACUGUACUCGUUAGUAUUUAGUUAGCGUUGUCUAUAAGGCUUCCUUAGUACUUUUUGCUAGCAUUCUGGUAAGUGCAUUUUUUUUGGGGGGGGGGGCUUAGUUUGAAUAUUAGUACUUUUGAAAUAAAUACCUGCAGUCAACUUGUGCACGAGGUAAUAAAGCAGAUCGCGUUCAUCAUUUCGCCUGUUUAAAUAUUUUUUCUUUAUGAAGCUUACCGGUACUAGUUAGCCCAUAACAGCGGUUUGAGCCAGUCACGUCUGUUUGUUUACAAAGAAGCACAACAAGAAAAAUGUGAGCUUCGUGAGGGGAGUCACUCCUGCAGCACAACUUAAAUGAGGCACAAGCAUCUGCUGAAGUUCCUGAACCUGAAGAGAGGAGAGAAGUUUGUGGACGGAUGGAUGCUUCAGAUGCAUUUUAUUUAUGUAUGACAUUGGCUACGAUAACUGGUGUUGAACUUGAAUGUCAUUUAAGGCUUGCAAAUGCUGUGUUCCUACUGGGGACCUGAAAGCAAUGCAGGGACCAUACAUCACGUUUCUUCACUAUGACAUGGCUUUCCAGCUGAAGCCUCAUUUACAGCCAUUUAGAAAAGCAGUCCUGAUCUGAUGGUGGACACCACAUUUGCAGUGCCAGCCUUUCAUGCCUAUGCUUGUAAUGCUGACUGUCAGGUCACUGAUGGUACCAGGUAUGUGACUGGUAGUGGGCUUGCUGACCGAGAACAGAUGGAGAGGUUGUUGUUCUACCUUGGAAAAUGUGAAAGAUCACAGAAGAGAUGACACCAUCUCAUCGUGUUGACACCCUCACCGAUGCCCUCUAUUACGGGGUCCGGGAGAAUCAAGCAACGGCAAUACAACUCUGUCAGCAGAAGGUCCUGAAGGAGGAAACUGAGGCAAAGGAGGCGUUGUUGGGGCUGCUAGACAGCAUUCCAGGCAGCACACUGUCGAACAUGGAAGUUUGGACCCGUAAGAUAAAGGAAACCCUCACAGACAAGAGGAUGUUGUCCCUUACCUGGCAGGAGAGGCGUGGAAACUCUGGCAGAGCAACAUCGAGUCGCAUGCACAAACUAUUGCUGUGCAGCUCCAGAAAAGUCAGGUGGACAUCGGAGAGAAUAAAAAAGCAGAUCAACUCAUACAAUGGAAGGAACAAGUCACCUCAAUUCCCCCUAAGACUGGAAUACAUGGAUGUUCUCCAGCAAGACCAUCCAGUCUGGUCCCAGGUGUCCAAACAUUUGGGGGACAGACUGCUCUGGGCCAAGCAGCAUGCAGUGAUGCUGCACAAGGUCCUAAACGAUAUCCUAACAGCCAUCGCUAAAAGACUGUACUGUGCAGCCAACUUCAUCGAUCUAGCCAAGGCUUUUGACUCUGUCAAUCACCGUAUUCUUAUCGGCAGACUCAACAGCCUUGGUUUCUCUAAUGACUGCCUCGCCUGGUUCACUAACUACUUAUCAGAUAGAGUUCAGUGUGUCAAAUCGGAGGGCCUGUUGUCCGGACCUCUGGCAGUCUCUAUGGGGUACCACAGGGUUAAAUUCUCGGGCCGACUCUUUUCUCUGUAUAUAUCAACAAUGUUGCUCUUUCUGCGGGUGAUUAUUUGAUCCACCCCUACGCAGACGAGACCAUUCUGUAUACUUCUGGCCCUUCUUUGGUACAAACCUCUAAGCAAGCUUCAAUGCCAUACAACACUCCUUCCGUGGCCUCCAACUGCUCUUAAAUGCUAGUAAAACUA
Salmo salar (Atlantic salmon) is the source of this 1901-nucleotide messenger RNA. Lineage: Eukaryota; Metazoa; Chordata; Actinopteri; Salmoniformes; Salmonidae. The record is from RefSeq and is a predicted model, not a curated record.